UAAACUCAGCACGUGGCUCCUCCUUGCGUCAGCCAGGAAUCCCACGCGUUAAGGGGUAGCGAGUUGAAUCGGCUCAGCACAGGACCGUUUACGCCACAGAGCUGUCACAAGAGAUGACGCAGAAGGAUGGGAACGGCAGCGGAGAAGGUCCGCACAUCCCCUUUUGGCCGAAGUGAGCCAUGAGGUUCUCUCACUUGUGUCCCCCGAAUACGCCCGUGAUCGGCAGGAGCAGAGCAGCAGCUUGGGAACUCUGUACCGAACAUUGGUAACUGAGGCUUGGCUGCUUCUUCUCGGGGCUGGGAGACUGACGCUAGGGGCUUGGGUCCCACGUAGGUCUUGAUUUCAGCCUGUCAUUUUGCCUGUAAAUUACUGGGUUUGAAGUGGUGGCUGGUUUCCGUGGCGGAGGCAGAGCAACGGCAGGAUGUGUGAAGGGCCGUCCAGGAUUUCUGGACCCAUUCCUCCAGACCCUACGCUCUUUCCAAACUAUUACAAACGCCCCUUCUCAGCUCGAGGGAGGCUGGAAGGGAAUGCUCAGAAGCUGGAUUUUACCUCUGGCCCCUUGGACCCUGUUCCCAACCCAUACCCCGCGUUGGGCAGUGCCCGCCAGGUCCGGCCAGCCCCUCGCAUUCGCCCCAGUGGAAAGGACUUUCUGGAGAAGGGACAGAAGGGGACACUCAGUCUCUUACUGCAGCUCGAAGGGAUCUCCCUUGACGGAGGGCUGCCAGUCAAGAUUAAGAGGAAAGAGUCCAAGGACCACGAGAAGGAAAAUGUGAGGCGAAUAAAGGAGAUUCAGAAGAAGUGCAAAGAGAAGGAGCGAGCCCAAGAGCACAGCCAGCCCAAGCCUGUGAAAGCGCUGUGGAAAUCUCAGAAAUAUGAAAACGUGGAGUCAAAGGUGAAGGCCAAACUGCAGGAGAGCUCCCCACCUCCAAAUCCAGAGGCUCUGAAAUUCCUGAGGGCAUAUUCUCGCUGUGGCCCUGGGAUCAAGCCGUGCAGACCGCUCUCCCCAAGGCCUGCCAGAAUGAAAGCAGGGGCAGACACAGAGGCUCCAGAGGCACUGGGUGCUGAAACCAAGAUCCAGGUGGAGGGCAAGAGCAUUGACUUCAUCAAGCACAACGCCCGCAACGCCAAGCGGGCCCCGCUGCGGCGCUCCCAGUCCCUGCAGGCGCUGGCCGAGCUGCUGGAACAGAAGCACCGGGAGCAGGAGGAGUACAACGCCAAGCAAAAGGGCCACGUCCCCCAGUACCUGCUGGAGAGGAAGGAGCUGUGGCGCAGACAGAUGGAGGAGCGACUGCGAAACCUGCCGGAUCCUGACACGCCACCUGGUCAUACCAUGAUGCCGGAGGGCCAGCGGCUGGAGACCCUCAGCAAUCUGAAGCAGAGCCAGGAGCAGCUGAUAAAGGACCUGGUGAUGCUGCCAGUGCGCGCAGACACCCUCAGCAUGCAGAAGAGGCGGGUAGAGCUGGAGAGGAAGCUCUCCCAGAUAGAAGAGGCCAUCAAAAUUUUCUCGAGGCCCAAGGUCUUCAUCAAGCUGGACUCCUGA
This is a messenger RNA of Pygoscelis adeliae (Adelie penguin), 1540 nucleotides long. RefSeq names its product enkurin domain containing 1 (gene ENKD1). NCBI's taxonomy places the organism in Eukaryota, Metazoa, Chordata, Aves, Sphenisciformes, Spheniscidae. The record is from RefSeq and is a predicted model, not a curated record. Bases 422 to 1540 code for a protein of 372 amino acids. The transcript is spliced from 10 exons. Gene Ontology annotation, cellular component: cytoplasmic microtubule.